This is a messenger RNA of Seminavis robusta, 1185 nucleotides long. NCBI's taxonomy places the organism in Eukaryota, Bacillariophyta, Bacillariophyceae, Naviculales, Naviculaceae. The record is from the annotation of a GenBank genome assembly.
AUGUUGCACCGUUUCACUGUCGCCAUGGCGUUGCUCGCCGCCUCUGCCGCCGCCAAGGAUUUGGUUCGGAUCAGCAUUCAGCCUGCCUACCACGCCAUUCCCAUCUGGGCUGCCAAGAAGUACGGAUGGUUUGAGGAACUCGGCAUUGAGGUCGAACUUUCGGUGUGGGCUUCUGGUGCCCCUCAGGUCAAGGCCGCUGUGGAGGAGAAGGCCUGGGAUUUUGGAAUUGCCGGAUCUGUGCCCAAUGUGAUUGCUGGCCAGCAGGUCAUUGGUGAACCUGGUGUGGAAGAGUGGCCUCCCAAGACACUCACUCCCACCAUCUUUGCGGGAACCCCCAAGUCCACGGGAGAACUCCUCUUGCGCAAGUGCUUGGUCGCUGCCAACUUGACCUUUGACGACGAACACAUUUUGUUUGACCAGCAAGGACCUAUCAUGGAAAAGUUGCCUCAGUCGGGGGAUCCCCAGUAUGCCUGUCUUUGGGCCCCCAACACGUACACAUACCGUGAAGCCUACCCCAAAGCCAAAGUCUUUUGCUCUGGCCGCAACAUCGACUUUCCCAUCUACGGAGGUCUCAUGAUGCGUCAGGAAUGGGCUGAAGGCAACAUGGACCUGGCCAAGCGUGUCCUUGCUGCCUACCUUCGUGGAGUCUCCUUUAUGCAAAAUGCUGAAUUGAUUGACGAAGUCAUUAUCGUUUCGGACGAAUACCACAAAUGGUCCGGAGACGGCAUUUCCGAAAAUGCCAUUAAAGAAGAUUUGAUCCUUCGUCCUCUCUUUAAUCUGGACCAACAGCUCGAUCACUUGGACCGAAACUUUGCCAACGAGUACAUUUCCGAUGCCGACCGUCAUUACAUUGAAUUGGAAGAGUUCCUUUUCAAGCAAGGAGUCAUUCAGAAAAAGUUUGAACCACGCGAAUACGUUGUCCGGGAAUUCAUGGAACUCGUCAGCAAGGACCCCGCCCUUCGUGCCUUUUCCUACUUCAGUGCCGGCGACUUUGAAAACAAUGCCCCCAAGGGCAGCAGCUCUUCUUCGGAAAGCAACAAGGUCGAUGGAGCGCUCAUUGCCGGAAUUGUCUUGUGCGUCGUGGGUGUCUUCUUCCUCGCUUUCGCCUUUGUCGUCAUGAAGCAAAAGCAGACUCCCAUCAUGGUCGACAAGACCGACACACAGGGAGAAUUCAACUCGGCCUAA